AUGGAUGAUGAUCAUAAAUUGCCUCUUGAGGAGCAGACUCAGUCCUCGGAUAGCAAGUGUUCCUUUGAAAAGACCGAAGAGCUUGAGUUUUCCCUGCAUAACUAUUUGCAAGGCCAUCAUCUCGAGUUGACCUGUGAUGGGAAGUUUGUUCGUUGGAUGAGAGGAAAUCCCAAGCACCCACGAAACUGGCCGCGAUUGAGAAAGACAUACGAUACUGUGGUUAUCUGUCUCUUGGAUCUGUUCAUAACCGCGAGCAGCACGGCGGGUGCCGCGGCAGCCACACAAGCCAAAGAUGAAUUUCAUCUCAACCAAACCAUGUCAACUUUCUGCUUUGUUACUCUAUUUCUCCUCGGACAGUCUAUCGGCACAAUCAUUUUACCCCCUUGGUCUGAAGCAUUUGGUCGCAAGAAAACGUAUCUGUUCAGUGCCGGGCUGAGCUGUAUCUGUUGCCUUAUCAUUGGACUGGCACAUUCAGUGACAGCGGCCAUCAUAAUGCGCCUUCUGGCUGGACUGCUUUCAGCUGUACCUGGAACCAUACUGGGUGGAAGUAUUGAGGACAUGUUCAACUCACAAGCUCGAAUUUGGGUCGUCUUCUCGUGGACAGUUGCGUCAAACAUAGGGUUGAUCAUCGGUCCGAUCACGAGUAGUUAUGUGAUUGAAUUGCUGGAUUGGAGAUGGGUAUUCUUCAUCUACGCUAUUGUGAUUGGCUGCAUCACAGCCCUUUUGUGCCUCAUCCGAGAGUCUCGAUCGUCUUACUUACUUACUCGCGAGGUCGACCGACUACGAAGGGAAGUCAGAGAAUUACCCCCAGCUCUGAACCAUGACCACUCGCCGGACAUGCAAACUUUUGUCAGGGAUGCACUUUUUCGCCCAGCACAACUGUUCUGUCAAGAACCAAUCAUCUUCACAAUCGCGAUGAUGAUUUCCGUGGCCAUGUCCCUCAUCUACAUUUUCACAGAAGCACUUCAGCCCAUUUAUCAAUCCAUGGGCUUCUCCGCGUCUCAAACAUCAUUGAUUUUCUUGGCACUCGGAGUUGGAACUUGUCUGAGUGCUUUCACUCGCAUCCUUGACUGCUACAUCUUCAAAAGACGUAGAGCCCAGGGCAAACCGAUUAGACCGGAAGACAAGCUCAUGGGACUGGCCAUUGGCGCCCCAUUUUUGUCAAUGGGCCUUUGGUGGUUUGGAUGGACCAUUCCACCCAAAAUUUCAGGGUCUGAAAGCUCAUGGAUCGUUCCAACGCUGUCUCUUGUCUUUGUCGGAUAUGCCCUCACCGAAUUGGACACUGUACUGUAUGGUUAUAUCUCGGACAGUUACCUGAGCUACUCUGCCAGUGCCACUGCUGCUGUGGCAUUUCUGCGUGGCAUUUUGUCAGGCGCAUUUCCGCUUUUCACCAAACAAAUGUUCAAUGGACUUGGUGCAAACAUGGCUGUUUCGGUGCUGGCAAUCGCAGCCACUGUGUUCUGUGUUGUGCCUCCGCUGUUUUUGUGUUAUGGAGAAAAAAUCAGAAAGCGGAGUCGAUUUGCGAAGUACAGCUGGGAAAUUCAGGAGGAAAUGGGAAAGGAUGAAAGUGAUCUCUAA
Molecule: messenger RNA, 1578 nt
Organism: Penicillium oxalicum
Lineage: Eukaryota; Fungi; Ascomycota; Eurotiomycetes; Eurotiales; Aspergillaceae
Exons: 5
Coding region: 1-1578 (525 amino acids)
Biological process (GO): transmembrane transport
Molecular function (GO): transmembrane transporter activity
Source: RefSeq, a predicted model, not a curated record